Molecule: messenger RNA, 2994 nt
Organism: Phalaenopsis equestris
Lineage: Eukaryota; Viridiplantae; Streptophyta; Magnoliopsida; Asparagales; Orchidaceae
Product: ethylene receptor 2-like
Exons: 4
Coding region: 561-2822 (753 amino acids)
Biological process (GO): phosphorelay signal transduction system; response to ethylene
Cellular component (GO): endoplasmic reticulum membrane; endoplasmic reticulum
Molecular function (GO): ethylene receptor activity; ethylene binding; protein binding
Source: RefSeq, a predicted model, not a curated record
UUUUUAUCUUCACAUUCAUUGUAUUUUCUCCUCAGCUCCGUCUCGUACCCUCCGCUUCUUCUGCCUCCUCGGCUGUCGUUGCUCGCUGGAUCGAAGCUCGAGAAGACCAGACUUUUCUACACUCUUCUUAUCCGUUUCGACGCGGGAAUGGAAUGCGGUGGAAGGGCGGCUAACUGAGGAUCAGUUUUCUCGGCUUGAAAGAGACGAGGGAAGAGCGAUUGCGGCUGUUCUGCGGGGUCUGGAUGUCUUGGUUGGAUUCUUUUAGUUCUUUUGUUUUGGAUUAGAAUGAGAUCGAGCAAGCGGUUUGAGGAGGUGGAUGCACAGCUUAAUUUUGCGGGGAAGAAAUGGUUUUAAGAGCGCGAUCGUCGGAUUUUGAAGCGGAUAGUUGGUUUCCGGGUUGAUGCUACUGAUCAGUGUAACUUUGGAAGAGCGAGGGAUUAGCUGGCUCACGAAGGGAAUUCGAGGACUGAGAAUUAGGUAUAUGGUAGUUUUUCGAGUGAUUUUGGAUAUUUAGUGGGUUUUUGUAUGUAAAUGGAUUGAAUGAAGUUCCCUCCGAUCAAAUGUUGAGAGCAUUGUGCCAUGGCUUGCUGUUUAUGUUACUUAUGCUUUCUGCUUCCGCCAUUGAGGUCGGAUAUCCCCGCUGCAAUUGUGAAAUUGACGGCGUCUUGAGUGCUGAAGGUAUUCUUCAAUGUCAGAAAGUGAGCGACUUCUUGAUUGCGGCGGCGUACUUCUCCAUACCUCUUGAGCUCUUAUAUUUCGCAACUUGCUCGGAUCUAUUCCCUUUUAAAUGGAUCGUCUUCCAGUUUGGAGCCUUCAUUGUGCUAUGCGGACUUACGCAUUUGCUCAAUGUGUUCACAUACGAGCCUCACUCAUUUCUCCUGAUGCUGAGCCUCACCAUAUCCAAGCUCCUCACUGCACUUGUGUCCUUUGCUACAGCAAUCACUCUCUUAACUUUGAUCCCUCAGCUUCUGAGAGUGAAGGUGAGGGAAAAUUUUCUGAGAAUAAAAGCUCGGGAACUGGAUAGGGAAGUUGGAAUGAUGAAGAGGCAAGAAGAAGCAAGUUGGCACGUCAGAAUGCUGACUCAUGAGAUUCGGAAGUCCCUUGAUCGGCAUACUAUCCUCUACACAACUUUGGUUGAGCUUUCAAAAACUUUGGGGCUUCAGAACUGUGCAGUAUGGAUGCCAGAUGAAGGCAGGAAAGUUAUGAUUUUGACCCAUGAGUUGAGACAAAGACGCACGAUAGAAUUGUACGAGCAAUCUAUCCCCAUUGAUGAUCAAGAUGUAGUAGAAGUUAAUGAAUCACAAGGUGUAAGAAUACUCAGACCAGAUUCUUUGCUUGCAUUGGCAAGCAGUGGUGGAGAUCCUGAAUCAGGAUCUAUAGCUGCAAUUAGGAUGCCAAUGUUGAAUGUGUCCAGUUUUAAGGGCGGGACACCGGAGCUAGUCCAAGCUUCUUAUGCUAUAUUAGUUCUAGUUCUACCUAGGGAUAAUUCUAGGGUUUGGAGCUGCCAUGAGUUGGAGAUUAUUGAAGUAGUUGCCGAUCAAGUUGCUGUUGCUCUAUCUCACGCCGCUGUGCUGGAAGAAUCACAGUUAAUGAUGGAUAAACUCACUGAACAGAAUAGAGCUUUGCUGCAAGAGAAGAAGAAUGCCCUGAUGGCAAGUGAAGCGAGAAAUUCUUUCCAAAGAGUCAUGAGUCAGGGAAUGAGAAGGCCAAUACACUCCAUUUUAGGGUUGUUAUCCAUGAUGCAACUGGAAAAUUUGAGUUCCGAACAAAAACUUAUCAUCAACACAAUCAUGAAAACGAGCGGUGUUGUUUCAACAUUGAUAACCGAUGCAUUGGAAAUAUCGAAUAUCAACAGUGAGAGAUUGACAUUGGAGAUGAAACCAUUUCAUCUCCAUUCUAUGAUCAAGGAGGCUGCUAGUGUUGCGAGGUGCCUUUGUGAUUGUAGAGGAUUUGGAUUUGGGGUUCAGGUUGAUAAUGGUGUGCCUGAUAGUGCUUUUGGGGAUGAAAAGAGAAUUUUUCAUGCCAUACUCCAUAUUGUUGAUAAAUUGUUGAGUGGAUAUGAUGAGGGAUUUGUUAGUUUUCAAGUUCAAUCCUGUAAUGAGGCCCAAGAUGGUCAAGAUCAGGAAUGGUUGACAUGGAGAUCAAACUUUCCUGGUUUUUCUGUGAAGUUUGAGAUUGGGAUUAGAAAUCCUGACUGUAGUGAGCCAAGUUCUUCUGUUCCACAAGCUUGGAGACUCAAUAGUGAGGGCUAUGACAUGGGCCUCAGUUUCACUAUGUGCAAAAAACUUGUGCAGAUGAUGCAUGGUGAUGUCUGGGUAAUCCCCAACUCCAAAGGUUUUCCAACAAGCAUAAAACUAGUCCUUCACUUCCAACAACACCCACUCACCCCCGUCUCCGAGCUCAGCACAUCAGCGGCUCACCCGCACGGCUCCACCCCAAACUUCAAAGGCCUCCGAGUCCUCCUCGCAGACGACGAUGACGUCAACAGAGCUGUCACGCGAAAGCUCCUCGAGAAACUCGGCUGCACCGUCACUUCCGUCUCAUCCGGAACUCAUUGUCUCAGCUCUCUCAGCAGCUCCGGCACUCUCUACCAGCUCGUGCUCCUCGAUCUUCACAUGCCCCAAAUAAACGGAUUCGAAGUAGCGACGAGGAUUCGGAAGCUGAGAAGCCGGUCGUGGCCGGCGAUCGUCGCUCUGACAGCGAGCACAGAAGAGCACGUGUGGCAGCGGUGCUUGCAAGCCGGCAUGAACGGCCUGAUUAGGAAGCCGAUCAUGCUCCAGGCCAUGGGAGACGAGCUAUAUAGAGUUCUUCACAAUACUUAGAACAGGGAUGAUAUAUACAAGUCAUGUCAGAUUUUGGUUGAUGCAAAAUGUAUACAGAUUGUGGUUUAGUGAUUCAUUUAUGUUGAGGGGAUCACAUUUGGAAAAAAAUGGAAAGCAUUGAAUGGGGAUAAUUGUUCCAUUUAGUUAAUUAGUUUUGAUUAUAUGGUCUAUA